ACACCGUCAAAUCAGCGGGGCGUAUCGUUCUCUAUUCACACGUGCAUGUAGCGUUUAUCGUCACCAUAGAGACGAGGUUACACCGAGUCCACCCGCGUUGCGUGGACUCGCCGCCGACAGGAUCGUGUUACGGAUAUAUCAACACUUCCGAAACAUAUAUAUAUUCCAAUACAUAUAUUCGAGUCUAUAAUAUCAUGGUAGCGCAGAAUAUAUAAUCGUACGCACGCACGGUAAAAUACGAAAGGAGGGACUGAUAUUUUUAUAUGAAAUUAUUAGUAAUUGUGUGAGAAUUUCGGGUGGAUUUGGAGUAAUUCUGUUUCGAUUAUGGCUUCAGCUGCUGUUUUGCCGAACGGGGAUAGUGAGAAGACAUUGGGAGCGAAGAGGCCGGGUGUCGGACGGACGAGAAGUGCAUCGAGUGCCGACAGGAAAAGUAUCUAUACCCGCCCAACCCCCUUCAAGAACCGAACGGCCCUCGCAGAAAAUUACGAAACACCGCGGAGUGGUCGUGAAGGAUGGUGGAGGAAGGAGAUACGGGAAACGCCCAUGCCGGGUGCCUACGAGUUCAAACCAUUCCUUGAGGAUUUCGAGACACGCCCAGCUACCUACUGCUUCAAAGGGGAGGGGCGUAAGAAAGAUGCAGCCAAUCAGGGGAAAGGGGUGGUUCUGUUGCCGGGGGCGUACGAGGCAAAGGAUAACAUGUACUUCUUGGAUCGGACAAGGAAUACAUAUACCUUCAAAAACACAUCGAGAGCGAAAGAUCUACCUACCAUCAAAGAUAAGGACGUCAACGUGUGCCCAACCUCAUACAAAAUGGAGAAUGUUCUAUCGUGUGCUGUCGAGAAGUCACCUUCAAAACAUAUGGUUUUCAAGUCCAAUUCGCAGAGGUUUCCAACCAUCUAUUUCAAAGGGACGAAGAACCCGCCCCCAUGCCACUAUGAAUACCGUGAACCUCCAGCGCUGCAUCAGAUCUCAUCUAGCUUCAAGUCACGCACGCCAAGAUUUGCCACAUCACACACGAAAGUUCCUGGCCCGGGCUCGUAUGAGAAGACCUACCAAUCACCCAUGCCCGCUACCAUUGCCAAGAUGGGUCGCAACCAUGGACUCUUCUUCACAAGCGCUUUCAGUGUUUGAUCAACAUGGACACCAUCCAUCAAAAGACAGUUGAUCUCGACAUUGAGAGCGAAGAAAUUACGAACGAUAAAAAUAUUUCGUCGAUUUUGCAAUGUGAUGUCAUGAUCUGGAUAUUUAUCACGACUUUCGCAGUGUUAUCGUUCGUGUAUCGUGACAUGAAUGUAUAAAAAGAAGGGGACAGCGAAUAGGGCCUACUGUGGAAAUAUCAAAGAUUCAGACUGAAUGGAGUCUUUAUAAAACGAGCAAGGCGAUAUCAAUUUGCAGUACCUAAAUUCAUAAGUUUGGCUUGUGGAAAUAAAAGAUUCACAU
Lytechinus variegatus (green sea urchin) is the source of this 1440-nucleotide messenger RNA. RefSeq names its product protein STPG4-like. Gene Ontology annotation, molecular function: histone binding; chromatin binding. The record is from RefSeq and is a predicted model, not a curated record. Bases 325 to 1131 code for a protein of 268 amino acids. The transcript has 6 exons. Gene Ontology annotation, biological process: epigenetic programing of male pronucleus. Lineage: Eukaryota; Metazoa; Echinodermata; Echinoidea; Temnopleuroida; Toxopneustidae. Gene Ontology annotation, cellular component: male pronucleus; female pronucleus; germinal vesicle.